AUCAAUAUCUUAAUCUCAAAACAAACAGUAGAAGUUUUUAAGUCUUCACUUUUAACUUUUCUUUAUAACUAAUUACGUGUUAAAUAACAAUUAAAUUAAAUAAACAAAAUGUCAAAAUUCGUAAUUUUCGCUGUUUUGUUGACUUUCGUUAUCUGCUUGACCGCCUUGGCUAAUGGCCAACCUCAACGUUUGGAUGCCAACAGUAUAAUUCAAAAGAUAAUUGGUCAAUAUGAGGCUAGAAUUAAAGGUCCCUCUGUUAUUCAUCCUGAAGAACCCGCCCAUGUUAUUGAUCCAAAUCAUUUCCAUUUACACAUCUAAGUUGUUAUAUUAAAUGUUUGUCUGUCUGUUUAUGUUAAGAAAAAAAUAUUAAUAAAAAAAAAAAUAACAAAAAAAAA
Messenger RNA from Lucilia sericata (common green bottle fly), 395 nucleotides. RefSeq lists its product as uncharacterized. Lineage: Eukaryota; Metazoa; Arthropoda; Insecta; Diptera; Calliphoridae. The record is from RefSeq and is a predicted model, not a curated record. The transcript has 2 exons. Bases 109 to 318 code for a protein of 69 amino acids.